Molecule: messenger RNA, 3907 nt
Organism: Symbiodinium natans
Lineage: Eukaryota; Dinophyceae; Suessiales; Symbiodiniaceae
Source: the annotation of a GenBank genome assembly
GAACAUGAUGCACGCCACGUCUGAUUGCAUCAGCAUAUACAUGUGUGGUAUCUUUGCCGAUAGCAUGUCAGAUCAAAAGUGGCAUCGAUAUCCCCGAGCUCGGGUCAGGCCCGACGGCACUAGGAGGCGCACCCGCAAUGAACUGGCUGCCCGCAGUGCUCGCCGCAAUGCCCCUGGCAAUCAAAGGGAAAGAGCCGACACUGCGGCCCCCCGUGCUCAGGAGAUGAAUCAGCAGCCCUGGCGACAAGCGGCCGAUCGCGAGAGCCGACAGCCACACUGGCAGAAUGCGCGGGGAGCCGACGCUCGGCCCCGGGAUCAACAUCAGGACUGGGACGAAGAUGAUGAGGACUACCAGUUUGACACCAGUGACCGGCGCGAAGUGCAUGCGACGGAAGACGAAGAGGGCUACCUCAAGAUCUGGUGGCAGGGAGAAUGGUGGUUCCGGCAGAAACCGCCAGACCCACCGGCAUCGCCAAAGAAGAGACAGCAGGGCCUCAAGCAGUUCGUCCCCCCUGCCCGAGACAGUGUGCCUCCACAAUCCUUGAGAGCCGUGCGUGAGAAGUGGAACCUGCUGGCCAUCAUCGAAGAUGACAUCAAUGUCCUGCGCAAAAAGAAGGUCGCCCUCAUGUUCAAAACUUUCUUCGAAAUGGGGCACUUCGUCAAGCAUCAUGACGACUUCCACCACUCGGAGUCCCUGAAGAUCAUCCCGGCCGCAGGCAACUGGAACCUUGCGUUUGCCAUGUGCCUGAUUUCCAGAGACAAGCUCCACUACGCGAACCACUCCACCUUCGGCACAGCUGUGGAAUGCUGGUUAUGGAGCCUGUCCAAAGAUGCGGACUUCGAGCCCAUCCUCACCCAGUUCGCCGGCAUGCUGCACAGCGUCAUCGCACUGUUUGAGGGAGUCCCCAUGUCGCUGCAUGAACAAAUCCAUUGGUUCGAUAGUCAUCAAGACCUGGCAAUCAAAUUCGACUACUACUUCCCCACCGAGCAACUGAAGGAUGAUGAGCAAAUUGUCCGUGUGGCAAUUCAGGACCAAACCAGCCAGGACAGCAGAGAUGAUGACAUGCCGGACAGGACCUCCGAGCACAUGGGAAACACGGCUCCUGCAACCAGGACUGCCGAGCUGGCUUCGUCUGAUGCCUAUGUGGAGAUGGAGGUUGACUACCCAACGGGGCAAACGCCACCAAAUCAAUCUGGCAGCAUCCCCCACUCCCCGCGCAGGGUCGAGAGAUAUAACAUCUACACGGAGACGACCUACGCCAGCAGUGAUGGCACCUCUCUGCCCACGCCAGCACGCGAUUCGGCCCCCCUUGGGGAGCCGACGAAGCUCUACUGGAAACUGGAUCAGUCUCUCUGCUUGACGUUCGACGAGGCAGGGUGGACCAAGGUGUCAGACCUUUUACGUACCUCCAUCAUGAAGGAGAAGGGGGCAACCCUCAACUACAUCCGCUCGGUGGUCUACUGGAACGACAAGCAACGCUUCGCGCUCGAAUGGCGCGGUGCCGAUCUCUACAUCAGGGCGGUUCAAGGUCACUCCAAGAAAGGAAUACGUGAUGAAGCGGUCAUGCGGCCCCUUGGGGAUGCCGAGUUGCCGGAGCACGUCCUCCAUGCAACCAACUGGGACUUCUACGGCUCGAUCUUGGCGAAGGGCAUCAUCACGGGAGGCCUCUCCCAGUCCCGGACACACAUUCAUUGCGUGUCAGUAGACAAAAGUGAAUAUCGGAAUUACCCCGCGCAUUGUGACAUCGCAAUCAUACUCUCCCCGAAAGAAUCGGGGGCCGUCUGGUUCCGUUCAAUGAACGGCUACUAUUUAACCCGGGGUGCCGAUGGCAAGCUGGCCCCGCAUUGUAUAAAGGCCGUCAGGAUCCUGGCAUCGGGAGAAGAAGUUUUUGGCUCAGAGGGGCCACCGGCUGCUGACCUCGUCAUGCAGGCCAUCGUUCGGACUAUGAUCGACGAGAUGUCCCAGACGCACAUCACCGAGCCGCGCUGGUCCCAAGUCCAGCGGCUGGGCCCCAAGCUUUCGAAGUCUCUUCUGGAUGUGGAUCCUUAUCCUUUGUGGCAAUACGUAAUCACCACAACAGCAUCGGGUGGAUCGCCAAGAGAUCGCUGCGACGAGCUCGCGCACGAGCCUAUGCCACAGGCGGCCUGGCAAGAACUCAUGUCAUGGUUAAGUGAGAAACCAGAUGACUUUGACAUUGUGUUCGUGCAGGAAACACACUGGAAACAGGAGGGGUGCCGCACCUUCUCGUCCGGCCCCUGGUUCGUCGUCUCCUCAGGGGCUACAGGCAAAGACAAAUGCUCAGGAGUUGCCACUCUGAUCCAUCAGAAUAUCUGCAAGCAAGAUAAUGUUAGCUACAGGGUUAUUAGGCAAGGCAGAGUACUCUCGGUUCGACUACAUCACCAACAGAACGGCUCCGAUCUUCUGAAUGUCUACCAGUAUGUGUGGAGGACAAACAUUGACAAAGCCGAGAACCUGAAAGCUCGGGCCUCAAUCUGGGAUGCGAUACGGUCUAGCAUCAUGAAGAGUCCACAAAGGAACGACUUGAUUAUUGCGGGAGACUUCAACUGCUCCAUCAAAACCUCGAGGGGAUUGAUAGGUAGUGCCGUGGUUGCCAAAGUAGAGGGAUCGCCUGACGAAGAUGACUUUCUCGGAAUACUCCAGGACUUCGGCCUCACUCUCCUCAAUACGUGGAACUGCACUCCGGCACAUACGCAAUGCAUCCAAGAAUCCAUUGCACUGGCAGAUGACCGGGCUAAGAAGUUAAAGCACCUCAUCGACGCGGACAUUCAGAAGCUGGACCCUGACUUGCAUCUUCACAGCUUCACGCGGCAGGUGGAUGAGAUCGUGAAAGAACACAUGCAAACCGUCUACCCUCCAGAACCUGCAGUUGACAACCGCGUUUCGCAAAAUCCGCAGUUUAAGCACACCGCGAAAGAAAUGUGGGCUAAGUACAAGGAAUGGAAAUCCACCAAAGCGAACAGCUUAAUCGAAACUCUCCGGAAAUGGAAAAAGUACACUGAGUUUCGCGUGGCCUCUAAAGCGAUGAAACAAACUGCCAAGAAAAUUAAACGUGAAAAGCUGCAGGCUGUCGCCGAGGACCUACAAGCAGCUGCCGCUAAGGGCGAUCAAAGGAAAACUACCUUUUCGCAAAGGGGUGCCGAAGAUGUCGGCCCCGGCAGCAGUUUGGAGAUUGUUAAAUGCGCAGGAGGCAUAUGCUUCUCCCUUGACCUUGAGGGGGCGUUCGACAAUGUACCUCGCACUGCCCUUGCCACUAGCCUGAGACGACUAGGGGUCUCCGAAACGCUGGUGCAACUACUUAUGCAGUUCCAUUUUGAGGCAAGGUAUCACUGCUCAGUUGGCGUUCAUGAGGACCACGUCACGACCACACGAGGCAUCAAACAAGGCUGUACGGUCGCGCCGUAUUUGUUUGUGGCACACACAAUUGCUAUCAUUGACACACUAGCGGAGCGCCUAGGCUGGGACUGGGUAACGCAGCUGUUCACUUUUUACGCCGACGACGCCUUAGCCGCAUGGACGUUAAAAAGCGCCGAAGACCUUCAGGGUGCCAUUUGCGGCAUCCAAAAAGUCGUGCAAACCUUUAACGACCACGGUAUGACUCUCAGCGCAACCAAAUCGGUCGUGCUGUGUCACGCCAAGGGAGCAGAUGCCAUUAGGAUUUUGCAGAAACUUAAAGUCUUCAAGGACAAACUCCCACACCUUGCCUUCAUGCAACACGGCGAGCAGAUUCUGAUCCCUCUCAGGAAAACACAUCAGUACCUAGGUACCGUCAUUUCCUAUAGAGACGCCCAGGAGAAAACUGUUCAGCUACGUAUGCGUAAGGUACCAAAUCUGGAGAGCCGGGGUGUGGAGCUCAGCAGCGCACGGGCUACUGGCGGUGGGCGUUAG